AAUUAAUCCAGUAACCAUAGCAUGGAUGACUCUGUCAAGGGGGCUAUUUUUAUUUUCUUUGCAACCUCAGCUGAGCUCGAUCUGACAACAGUCAAAAACCCUUGACCAACCCGAAACGAACCCCACCGUGUCAUCGUCAAUUCUGGCUUGCUCCGCCCCAAUGUGCCCCGUAGUCCUUUCCUCAGCUUCGGCCGUCCUCAUACCAUGCCCACUAUUUAACCCCUCCUAGUCCUUCGACGCCUUUCUCUUAUACGGCUAUUGUCAUUCUUAAUCUUUCAAUCUAUUCGUUUACGGCAUAUUGAGCUUCUCGGUAUCCCUCACCAUGUCUGAUCAAUACGGAUACAGCCAGUACGGACAGUCCGGCCAAUACGGCGGUGGCUACUACGGAGGUCAACAAGGAUAUCCUCAAGGACAAGGCCAGUAUGGAGGCCAGUACGGAGGCCAAUACGGAUCAUCACAGGACGGAUACUACCCGCCUGCACAACAGUACCAGCCUCACGGCAACCCUCCUCCCUACGACCAGCAAGGCUAUCAACCGUCCUACAACAGUCACCCCCAAGGUGGACCAUACCCGGGUGGUCAGGAUUACGGGCAAGGUGCACAAGCUGGUUACUACCAGGGCCAUAAUAACUCCUUUUAUCCCUCAGGACAGGGUGCGAACUCUUCCUACUACGAUUCUGGGGCCGAUAAGCAAGCGCCACAGAGUCAGUACCCGCAGCAGGGACAACAUCCAGGACCUGCGGGCCAAGAGGGUGAAAGAGGCCUCGGGACGGCGAUACUCGGUGGUGUAGGCGGUGGAAUUCUAGGCCACAAGCUGGGUGGCGGGGCGUUGGCCACCGCGGGGGGAGUGUUGGCGGGGAGUAUCGGGGCUAAUGUGGCGAAGCAUAAGAUUAAAGAGCACAGGAAGGACAAACAUCACAAACACAAGCACGGCCACCACAAACGCAAGUCUAGUUCCAGCUCCUCGAGUUCGUCGUCGAGUUCGUCGAGUUCGUCCAGCAGCGAUUAAACUGCACUCGUUGGGUUUUCUAAUGAGAUUUGUUGAUGGUGGUGGUUAUGUCUUUCGGUUGGCAUUGGGUUUAUGGACCCUUGUUUACUUCUGGUUUACUUUUGUUCAUCAUCCUAUAUCCUAAGUUGUCUUGCCGCCGUAUUGUGGCGUAGUUCGUGUAGCGUGCCCGUAUUGAUAUGAGCAUGGUUAUGAAUGCAUUGAAUUUCCAUGGAGAUAAUUUC
Messenger RNA from Monascus purpureus, 1230 nucleotides. The record is from the annotation of a GenBank genome assembly. Lineage: Eukaryota; Fungi; Ascomycota; Eurotiomycetes; Eurotiales; Aspergillaceae.